Molecule: messenger RNA, 1364 nt
Organism: Carassius gibelio (silver crucian carp)
Lineage: Eukaryota; Metazoa; Chordata; Actinopteri; Cypriniformes; Cyprinidae
Product: PWWP domain-containing DNA repair factor 3A-like
Exons: 4
Coding region: 303-659 (118 amino acids)
Source: RefSeq, a predicted model, not a curated record
UGCUUGAAUCUGCUGCGAUGAAGCUCAAACACUGUUUUUUCGCUUUCAAGCGACAAGUUUCGCGCUCUCCCUUUUGCACCGAGAUAUUUGGUUCAAAAGUGAUUUGUGCAUCUGUAGAGUUAGUGGGCGGGACUGUUUAGAGAUUACAGAAUUUCAGCCAAUCAGAAGAGCUACUGAGCCAGUAGAUAUACGCCCCAAGCAGUUUUACGCCCCUGUUGUUCCUCAUGCGUCCAGUAGGGGGAGGCAGUAUAUUAGUAUAUGAGCCCAGUCAUUUAUAAGAACAGCAGACCAUAUCUAUAUGUAUGAUAGCAGCAGACCUUCUUGAAGCGAUACGGAUGAGUGUUCCAUCAAUAUUGUUCAUUGAAGAUCAGGAGCGAAUUGAUGUUAUCUACACUCAGAUGACUUCAAUUUUGGAUGGCACACCUACACACACCCACAGUGACCAGAUCAGAUUCAUUAUGGAUGUCCCUUUUCCAGAGUCCAUCAUCUGUGCUCUUGCUGUUGUGAAAGAUGUGUCCAUCUUGGAGGCUGAGGAGAAAUUCCUUCGAGGACCUGUCAUUGACGCAAGUGAGUGGGAUCACUUUGACCGCAGGAUAAAGAAACAGUUAAAGAAGAGUGGCAAACCAUUGAAGAGUCAUCUACAGGAGUCAUGCUGUUAAGAAAUAACCAAGUCAUGGUGUUAAUAAAUUUUUUUUGUGAACAACAAUAUUGUCUUUCUUUUAAAUGACCCUUGGAACUUUAGAAAAUGGUUAAAUUUUGUUGGUCUUCAUAAAAUGCUAUAUAGGACAUGUUUUGUUGCUGUAUAACGAGCAAUUGUGAAUUGUAAAGCAAAUAUUUCAUUUAGGAUCCAUAUGAUUACACAGUACUGUAUGUCUAAUGGCCUGAAUAUGGUUAAUAUCUAAAUAUAACUUAAUAUAAAUUCACAACAUCAUAUAUCAGUCAAUCUCUGUAUAUAAAAUCAGUUUAUAAAUAUAUAUAAAUAAUACAUUUUACAGUAGGUCAUAGGUCUGCAGCCUCCCCCUACUGGACGCAUGAGGAACAACAGGGGCGUAAAACUGCUUGGGGCGUAUAUCUACUGGCUCAGUAGCUCUUCUGAUUGGCUGAAAUUCUGUAAUCUCUAAACAGUCCCGCCCACUAACUCUACAGAUGCACAAAUCACUUUUGAACCAAAUAUCUCGGUGCAAAAGGGAGAGCGCGAAACUUGUCGCUUGAAAGCGAAAAAACAGUGUUUGAGCUUCAUCGCAGCAGAUUCAAGAAGCUGUAGUUAUGUACUUUGUGUUUGUGUUAGAAAAAUAUACAAGACAUUCUGAGAAAAUAUUCUACAAGUGUGCAACUCUCAUUUGAUGAAUUCACGUACUGAUUUG